Molecule: messenger RNA, 390 nt
Organism: Olea europaea var. sylvestris
Lineage: Eukaryota; Viridiplantae; Streptophyta; Magnoliopsida; Lamiales; Oleaceae
Product: outer envelope pore protein 37, chloroplastic-like
Exons: 3
Coding region: 43-390 (115 amino acids)
Biological process (GO): monoatomic cation transport
Cellular component (GO): chloroplast outer membrane
Molecular function (GO): monoatomic ion channel activity
Source: RefSeq, a predicted model, not a curated record
GUACUUCUGUGCAACUUUUAGGCUCAACAAGGAGAGGUUGCAAUGGUUGCAGAUCUUGGGACUUCUGCCUACAAAUUUGAAUUAUCUUCUGCUGUUCCAUCUGUUGGCAUGCCAAGAGCAACAUUGAAAUAUCCUCUUGGCGAAGUUACAUUUGAGGAGAGAGAGGAGGAGGAAGAAGAGGAACAAAAAAGAACUCUGUCAGUAAAUGGGAUUUUUAAAAGCCAUACUCUGAAUGGAGUUUGUACUGCUCGAUACCAUGAAGAAAAUUUGGAUUUAAGAUAUGCAUACAAGGAUGAGCAAUUGACGUUCAUUCCAAGCAUUUCUCUGCCUUCAAAUGCACUAUCAUGUGCAUUUAAACGGAGAUGCAGCCCUUCAGACAAGUUGAGGUGA